Messenger RNA from Topomyia yanbarensis, 2304 nucleotides. RefSeq names its product putative ankyrin repeat protein RF_0381. Gene Ontology annotation, molecular function: protein binding. NCBI's taxonomy places the organism in Eukaryota, Metazoa, Arthropoda, Insecta, Diptera, Culicidae. The transcript is spliced from 6 exons. The record is from RefSeq and is a predicted model, not a curated record. Bases 358 to 1752 code for a protein of 464 amino acids. Gene Ontology annotation, cellular component: nucleus; cytoplasm.
UGAAACUUGGAGCUCACAAAACAGUCAACAUCGAUCCUCCGAUGAGGAAAGCAGUUGAAGCGAAUAAACUACUAUAAGUCUUUAUUUGGAAGAGAGGAAAAAAAGCAGAAAGUGAAAACUGAUUUUCGCAGUGGAGAAAUUAGAGCAGAAAAUUGUGAUGCGGAAUAAGCGGUUCUGAGAACAGUUUCUUUGUUUGAAAAUUGAGACCAAUUUGAAUCGUGAUUAACUUUGGCAUUUUUUGGAACGCAGUUUAAUAAAACUUAUUUUGUGUAUUUCGUGCAUUAUUCAAAGCUCUAAUUAUAGUGAGUUUGUGUUUUGACUUUAGUCUAUUUCGUUGUUUAGGAUCGUGUCAUCCCAAUGCCGGCCGAAUGUGCCGCCAACCCUCUACAGAGGGCCCUGGCUGACGCCAUUAUACGUAUGGUACCGAUGGAUGAGCUGCGUAUAUUGUUGGCCUGCGGAGCUAAGGUGAACGAGCAGGUUACUCAGGGAUUGCGCCCGAUGCAUUAUGCAGUAUGGCAGAAUAAUGAGGCUGCCGUAAAUCUGCUACUAGUACGUAAUGCCGACAUCAAUGCAAUCGAUGAGGUUGGAUACAGUGCGCUACACUUGGCGGCAGAGCAUGGCUACUACAACCUAGCAAAGAUUCUACUGGAUGCCGGUUGCAAGGUAGAUUACCGUGACCCAACCGAUGAUCCUUACCCGAGAACUACACUUUGCGAUGAGCCGCUUCGCUUAGCCCUUCGCAACCGUCACUAUAACGUGGCACGUCUUUUACUGGAACGUGGAGCUGAUCCGAACAAGAGAUACUUUUUUGGUUCGGAAAUUAAUUUGGCCACGGACGUCGAAAGCUUGGACCUAUUACUUACUUUUGGAGCCAAGACAGAGGCUCGUGAUCGCUCCGGAAUCACUCCGCUUAUGAGAGCCGUCCGUACAAAUGGAAAUAUGGAAUCCGUUUUGCUGCUUCUGCAGUACGGAGCGGAUGUGAAUGCCAUGACAGAUGUCAGGAAUGAUUAUCGCACCGUGCUACAUUAUGCCGUCCUUUCAGGAAACGCCUCUCUGGUCACACUGCUUAUCAAGCAGGGAGCUCGCGUGGACAUCCCGGCCCCUUUGCCGGAGCCGGACUCCCCCAGUCCACUUGAUCUAGCAGUACUGCGUGGAGAUCCUGCCCUGGUCCGGAUACUGUUAGAAAACGGAGCCAAUGUGAAUCGCUGCAGUCCCAUAAUCGGUUCGCCACUUCAUGUGGCCUGCGCGGACAACAUUCCUCACAGAGUAGAAAUUAUGAAGAUGCUCUUAUCGUAUGGUGCCGACCCUAAUGUGCGUGUCAUUGGAGACAUUGCUACCAAUGCCAUCUUGAGACCUCCACUAGCAGAACUGAUUGCCAGCAAUGAAGUUGUGACUCCAGAAGAACUCCGUCUUUUACUAAGAUAUGGCGCUAGAGUCAUUCUAAAAACCCAAUUCCGCGAUUCGGACGGUCUGCUUAACUGCUUCAGCAACAUGGACCCCAACUCGGCUUCGUUCCGCAUCAUCUUGGAGGCAGCGGAAGAGUUUGACCCGUGCAUGAUCCGCCGAAAUCGAGACCUCAGCGACGACCAAAGGAAGUUUAUGCUGGAACGUGCUACGACGCCAGUCCCGCUGAAAUCCCGCGUGCGAGCCCAUUUUAGAAGAUUGUUUGGUCGUAAUCUGCCAGAGUUUGUGCCCUGUUUGUUCAUCCCUAGGGAACUGCAGAGCUAUUUGCUGUACGAGCAUAGCUUCUGAGCAUCUCUGUUUUGGUAGUUGUAAGCGAUGACCCAACGAGAAGGUACAAACUAUUUUGGAGGCAAUUAGGCUGCGUAUUUAGUCAGCUAUUGUUAAUUUGUAUCACAGAAACUGUGAGAGCCAGCUGUUGUAACAACCCGAUAAGACUUUUUCUAAAGCAAACGAAUGUAUUCCUAAAGCAAAAUUAAGUGAAGCUCGAGAAAAAACAGAAAAUAAUUAUCAAUUUAAUAAUUAGUAUAUAGAUUUUUUGAGUAAAGUAAAUCGAAGCACUGCCACUUUUCAUGGGCGGAUGUUUAGUCAGACCCGAUUUCUCUGGUGAAGUAGAAGCUCUGCGAGGAAGGUGAGGUGAUAAUAAUUGGUUUUGAGCAGAAUUGAUCAAAAUUUAAUAAAACGAUUCUUAUGACAAUUUUAAUCAGUCUAAUGAGGAAAAUUGACAAUUAUAAUUAAUAUAGGUUUUGAUAAGUAAACUAUACUUGCAGACUCUGUAACUUGUUGGUGAUAUAAAUAUGUAAAUAUGUAACCCUCAAUAAAUUUGUACUUAUAAAUAUUAUA